CGUAUCUGAUAACAUAUCUGUGUUACCUUGCAUAUGCAUCACCUGCGCGUUUCUCUUUCGGAUCACUCCAGCUAAAUUUUGUUUCAGAUGAAUUACAUUGGACCACAUUAGCAGAUUUAUUCAGCUUGAUCCAUUAGAACAAAAUGUGGGUCUGCACCAAGUGUUUCCAUGCCAACAAUACAAAUGAUGCAUUUUGUACAAGUUGUAAAGCAGCAAAAAGAGAGGAUGAUAGGCCUAAAAUUCCCAUUCGAGAUGACCCAUCUUGCGGGAAGUGCAAAUCGCCAAUAGAUCCUAACCUUGGCAAGUGUCUGAAAUGCAAGAAGAUGGACUUGCGAAAAGUGAUAGCACGCCCAGUUCCUCGAGCCUUUACUGUCAGGGACACAGUGGAAGACCUCAGGGUGAUAUUGAUUGGCAAAACUGGUGGUGGAAAGAGUGCUACAGCAAAUACGAUAAUAGCUAAGGAGGUAUUUACUUCAAGUGUCUCCUUUUCAUCUGUCACAAAGACGUGCGAGUAUGCAAGUGGUGAACGGUUUGGCCGCGUGGUUCAACUGGUAGACACGCCAGGUCUGUUUGACACUAACUUGAAGAAAGAUGUGGUAGAGACUGAGAUCAAGAAAAGCGUUGCAAUGUCCUCUCCUGGUCCGCAUGCCUUCCUGUUGGUCACAUCCUUUACAAACAGAUUCACUGUCGAGGAACAGAAAGUUUUCAAGGAAAUCGACGGAAUGUUCGGAGAGGGAGUUACAAGGCACAUGAUUGUUGUCUUCACAAGUAGGGAUCAGAUUGACAAGAUGACCGUCAGUGAGUACCUUUCACGCGCCCCUGAAUGCCUUCAGCAGUUACUGAAGAGUGCAGGCGGAGGUUAUCUCAGCUUCAACAACAAAGGACAACAUGAGGAGAAGGAAGAAGAUGUCAAGGCUCUCUUUUCUCGAAUUGACCAGAUGGUGGCCAAAAAUGGAGGAGCUCCUUUCGCAUCCAGGAUGUUCCAACAGGGAGAGGAAAUGAUGAAGGGAACAAUCACCAAGACACUGAGGGACGAACAUAAGGACAUUAAGGAUGUAGUAGAAGAACAGCUUGAAGUGGAAAUGGAAGAAAAGAUAGCAAGGGAUAGAGAAUUCUAUCAGAAACUUCAGGAGGUAGAGCCCGAAACUGCAGAAACUAUGAAGAAAGAGAGGGAAGCAAACAGACUGAAAAGCCUCCAAACUGUUGCAGAGAUAGAGAAUACCUUGGAUGAUGUGGUGACGAAGGAGGUGGAAAUGUUGGUAAACAAAGACAAAAUAAUAAUUCAAAUGGAACAAAUGAGCGGGGCAGAACGAGUGAGGAUGCAGCGUGAACUGGCCGAUGCUGGGGAGAUCAUCAAGCAACUAAUAGCACAUAGAAAAAGAGCUGAAGUUUGGGUGAAAAAGGAACGGCUGACAUACUCAAACAUGUUAAUGUCACAGAUGAUUCGGGAGCAGGAACGAGAGAAAGUUAAAACUUGCGAUCGCGAUACUCUUCGUAACUUAAAGGCGGCCAUUGAGACCGUCCCAAACUUUCUUAGACUGUUCAGGGAUAACUGACAUUUGAUGACAAUUCCAAUGCCUUGUACGACAUUCAUUUGGGCUUUAUUUUAGACAUCAAGUAGCCAUUUUUAAAGAUAACUAAAUAGAGUUGGUGUCUUACUGAAACCAUUGGAGGUAAAGAAAUUACGUCAUUUGUUUUGCCUUCACUUCACUUUUACAAUACCAUGUAAUGUAAAUAUAAACGAGGAAACCCUUUCCAUAAAUCAUACGAAAUCUCUUCCUAAUGAAGUAGUCCAUCCGAUUAAAUCGCGAGCAUGUGUUUAUGAAUCACUAUCAAAUAGUGACGAAUUCGCGAUAAGGUGAGCACAUCCUUGCCCAUCGGUAUCACCUGUUACUACUAACACAUACAAAGAUAAGUGAACUGUUCACCUGAAGUUAGUUUCUACCCUUUUUUAAUUUCCACCUUUUGUUAUCUUAUUUUGUUGUCCUUACCUGCACAUAUAUACUGAACAGCAUUGAAAACGCACCAGCAAUAAAUCUUGAAAUAUUACAAAAACAAC
Molecule: messenger RNA, 2059 nt
Organism: Haliotis rufescens (red abalone)
Lineage: Eukaryota; Metazoa; Mollusca; Gastropoda; Lepetellida; Haliotidae
Product: GTPase IMAP family member 9-like
Exons: 5
Coding region: 144-1556 (470 amino acids)
Molecular function (GO): GTP binding
Source: RefSeq, a predicted model, not a curated record